AUAACCUUAAUAUUUAUCUUACACUGUGUGUAUUGAUCAAAACCGACCGCCAGGUAGUUCUGUUGUGUCGAACAUUUAAUACACUGUGCACUGCUAAAACGACAAUAGAUUUUAUUAGGAGUUUAAGAUAAUUGGGUUGUUCACGUCUAAUGCGAUGAGUCUCGUCGUGGCAGUGUUGCAUAUAGGGGCGACAGAGUCCAAGUAUGCCUUUUCGUUCCGGUACAAACCAACCAAAAUAUACUCUGAAAACGCUUUUGCUUCCCGCAGACAGCCAACAAGCGUUUUGGUGGAUAAACAUGGGCAGUUUUACGCUUUUGGAAGACAAGCAGAAGAGCACUAUACGGAUGCCAAUCAAAAAGUCGGUUGGAGACUCUUCGAACGUUUUAAAAUGGAUAUAAAAGAUACAAAGUCAACUGUGCGAGACUGCGAAGGACGGACCUGCCCCGCGCUUGAUAUCUACGAAAUGGCAAUCAAAUAUUUACUCGGACGUUUAAUGAAGUUUAUAAGAGAUAUACUGACAAACUUGUUUGAAGAGUCGGCAGUCUUCUUCAUUAUCACCGUACCUGAUACAUGGGGUAAAAUUGGCAAACAGUUCACAUUGGAGGCUGCUGUAAAGGCGGGUAUCAAUAAAGAUGCAGUCGACUUGUCGUUUGAAUCCGAGGCUGCAGCAUUAUGGUGCAUCAAUACUGUCAAGGAGGGUCGAAUACUACAAUGCCCUGGUCACAUAUACAUUGUUAUAAAUCACGAAAGUGACAUCAUACAUAUUACGGUCCUUGAAGCAACACCCGAGGGCAAUGUUAAAAGCGCAUUCAGUGAAUCGUGUGACGGUAUCUUGGUAGAGAAGUAUUUUUUACAAUACUUUGAACGAAUUUUUGGGAAGGGGAUUUUACAGGAGUUUCGCAAACAUAAUACAAUGUCAUAUUUUGAUUUUAUGGAUUACCUUGAAGGAAAAAAGAACAUUGAUGUUAUAUUGACACAACCUAACAUUGUUGUGCGAUUACCUCGAGAGCUCAUUGAAAUUGGUAGCACGAACCGAAAACGUCAUGACUCUUCCAUACAAAGGGAUAAAAUGCGAAUCGAAGUCUCGGAUUUAAAGCAAUGGCUUGAAGAUGGAGUUACACGUCUGGUGGAAAUUAUCAAAGCUCUUUUGAUAAAAACAAAUCAGAAGGAAAUUCAAUCAGUGUUACUUGUAGGAGGUAUUGCUGAUUCCAUGUUUGUUCAAAACGAGUUGAAAACGAAGCUUCCUGGAAUAAAUGUUUUUGCACCGAAUGAAGGCAACUGGACUGUUGUAAAAGGAGCUUCGCUAUUUGGACAUAAAACUGUAUCUACCAACAUGACUCGAACUACGAAUAGCAAAAAUAUGCUUCCACCAAACGUGAUUUCGAAGAAAACCACAAUUACAAAAGCAAAACUUUCAAACAAGAAGUUUCCAGUCGUUGCUGCGUUUGAUUUUGGAACAACAUACAGUGGUUAUGCUUACUCAUAUGAAUACAACGAACAGAAUAUUAAAGCCAAUGACACCUGGCGUUCUAAUGAUGCUUCCGCAAGCUUAAAUUCACUAAAAACACCGACAACAGUUCUUCUAGACCCACAAGGACAUUUUCACUCGUUUGGAUUUGAAGCUGAAGACGAAUUUGCCCGGUUGAUAGAAGAAAACGUUCAUGAUGGUUGGAGGCUUUUUAGGCGUUUUAAAAUGAUUCUACAUAACAAUAAGGAUUUGUCCCGGUAUACGAAUGUGGAAGACAUUAAAGGCAAACCAUUUCCUGCAUUGACCAUUUUUGCCAUGUCGAUCAAGUAUCUAAGGGAACAUCUUUUAAAAGCUAUUGGACGUCAGACACUCGGAAUUGAGGAAAGCGACAUUCUGUAUGUACUUACCGUGCCGGCUAUAUGGGAUGUCGCGGCCAAACAGUUUAUGAGAGAGGCUGCAGAAGAAGCUGGUAUCAACAACGACAGACUACUCUUAGCGUUCGAAUCAGAGGUUGCGGCGUUGUGGUGUGUUCGACAUUUUAGACAUGACAUUCUUCAGUUGAUUGGGACCAAAUACAUAGUGAUUGACUUGGGAGGAGGAACGGCCGACAUUACAGUGCAUGAACGACAACCAGACGGUGACGUCAAGGUGAUAAACCAGCCAACGGGAGGCGCAUGGGGUGGAAUCAAAGUCGACGAGAAGUUUUUCGAAUACCUCGAACAAGUUCUAGGAAAAGGCAUUUUAGAAGAAUUACGUAAUACGGAUCUAGAGGAUUACUACAUGCUGAUCAGAGACUUUGAAAAUAAAAAGAGAUCUGAUCCGAUUAUCUCCAACCGCUUCACUACUGUUCGUAUUCCAAGCUCGAUGAAUCAAAUUGCGCGUAACAGACAAAAAGAAAACAAAACUCCUGGAGAAUCAAAGGCCUUUAAAGCCGACAAACUGCGCAUUGAUUCAUCAAUUAUUCAAGGCUGGUUUGAGCAUACACUUCGACCUCUUCUUGAACACAUAAAAAUCCUAAUAAGUCAAAGAAAUCUUGCAGAUGUUCGCACGAUAAUGCUUGUCGGCGGGUUUGCAGAAUCGUUGUAUGUUCAAAACAGACUUAAAGAAGAACUAUCCGGGAUCAAACUUAUCGUCCCUGAAGAAGCUGGAUUGGCUGUUGUUAAAGGCGCAGUAAUAUUUGGACAGAGGCCGUACGUUUUUGCUUCACGUGUUAUGAGUUACACUUACGGCAUUGAAGUGUACGAUGAGUUCGAUGAGAAACUACAUCUUGCAGGAAAACGAGUGUUUGUGGAUGGCAGGUGGAGGGUUAAAAACUGCUUCCAGCCAUUUGUUCGAGCGAAUGAAGCUAUUCCUGUGGAUCACUGCGUAACUCAGUAUAUAACACCAAUGGCUAUUGUUUCUCUGAUUUCUGUAUACAGGUCAUUGUCAGUGAAUCCUAAAUACACGACGGAUCCAGGUUGUGAGUACCUCGGAAUGUUAAUGAUAGAGAAUCCUGAAAAUGUAUCAUUCAACACGCAGGAAAAGGAGGUGUCAUUCAUGUUCGGAAACACGGAGAUAUUGGUGAGCGUAAAACACAUAGAGACUGGGCGAGAGGAUAAGCUCAUUAUAAAUUGUCUAUAACACAUCCCACGGGGUUGCACACACUUGGAAACAACGACAAUAUGUGAACAGGAACAUUCGAAAUGUAUUGCCUAUAUGCUCAAGUUAUUAAGGUAGAGCUAACGCUUAAGCUAAUUUGACUAUGUUACAUAAUUCAUUACAUUUAGCCAUAUUUAUGAUGAAUUUGAAAUAUGAUAUUUUCUGUGCAUAUCGUAUUUUUAUUUUGUGUUUGAAUACCAGUAGAUUCUUUUAAAACGUGUACAAUAACUUGAACGCAGAUUUUAUUUGAAAACAUCAAUAUCAUCGAUAUAUAUUUUAAAACUGAAAACUAUCCAAAAUUCAGACUAUAUUAACUAUUUAAUUGCCGGGUCAUAAUUUUUUCAUCUACAUAUUAAAUUAUUUGUUUCACGUAAUCGUCAUCAUCGUCAUGCUCGUGAAUAUCAAUUACAAUGCUUCAAGGCAUUGGCUGGAAUGUCGAUUUUUACAUCACGUCUGUCUGUCGGUAUACAUGAAAAGAAGAAAAUGUGUUGAUGUCUUUUAUUUCAAAUAAGUUCUACAAAUUAUUAUUUUAAAAACUAUAUAAAAUUGUUUAUACUCCAAUUCGUUUUGCUAUUGUUAAAUUCCGGAUACCUUUCCGUCUAUAAUACGUAAUGACGUUGGAAAUGAAUAUAUAUUUAAUAAGCAGAUGUUUGUAAAAAAAAAUCGAAAGGCAUUUAGUAAAAUCUAUAAAAAGCAAUUGUAUAGGCACCGGAUUUUCCAGUGAAAUAUGCAUGCACGACUUAUUUGUUGUUUGAAAUAGCAGUAUAUGUGUUGGGUCUAAUAAAAUAAAUAUCAAGGCAUGUUUUUGGUAUAGUAAAAGCACUAUAAGAGCAUUUGAUAUUUAUAUAUUUUCGUAAUAAUAUGUUUUGGUUGACCUUUAUUCGCUUCAAAGAACCGAAUACAAUACCCUGUUUUCUUGGUAACGAUAAGCCGAGAAUUUCAUGUUAAUGUACAAUAAGAGUGGUUUCGUUUUCACGUUAUUCACAAAUUCACGUUACUUAGCUUUAUUUGCGAAGGAUAAAACGUUUUUGCCAUUCCUUUUAUUGAUACUUAAAUGUUUGCAUGCGCAGAUAGAUAUGUUUUCGUUGUAUACAUAUAUAAAAUAUGUUAUGUUUGUUGCAAUGUUUCGCCAUGACUAAGCGAUAUUCAAAUAAACACAAUAUAUGAUUUGGAAGAUUAGGCAAUGACUAUUUGAUAAUUUGAUAGAAAUAGCAAACUAAAUAAAAAAAACAUUACCUUAAAAAUAACAAACUGAUGAUUUGUCUUUGGGGCUGGCAUUAUCAGAAUGCACCAAUGGGCAAUUUAAUGCGAGGCUAGAAACUCCUUAAGAAAGUCGGAGAACGUGACCCUUUCUUCAUGCUUACAAAUAAGCCUUUAAUUAAUUAGUAAAAUAUAUCAUUUGACACGAAUUUUUAAAACAAACAAACAUAAAUUGAACUAAAGGUGCUUGCGCAUAUGUCACGUUAGCUAUAUUAUUUAACUUUUUUUUUCUUAGCCCGAACGUGUGAUACGACCUAUAGUAAUUAAAGUAGGCUGCAUUUAUCUGUUUAACUGGUGCAGAUUGGAAGGUUAAAUUAUUGUUAAUUAAACUUCUUAUAUAGUUGUUGCACACAUAACUAAACCAGUGUAGCAGAAAUCAUUUGUCUAGAUAUAAACGCAGUUGGAAUUGAGAAAUUAACUCGGCUGAUAAAGCAUGCACGUUUUCGGGAAGAUAUAAAUAUUCCCGUAGCAGCAUAUUCGUUAAAAUCACAUGACAAAGGUCAUCGGUUACUUUAAAUUACAGUUUUGUUUGAAAUACAACAUACUAUCAGAAAUUCAUAAAUCACGCAAAUGCUAUACACUGUGGAUGAAUGAUAAUUAUAUUAUUAGUUUACUUCAAUUAAAUGUGUCUGAAUACACAACGCUGCAAAAAAGCGAGCAUUUUUAAAACAAAUGGCUCCUUCUACGUCCUUUUAUACAAAAUCCUGGGUAACAAUUUUUCCAAACGAUCCGAAGAGACUACUUAUUCAGCUUUUGGUAACUCAUACAGGUUAUUUUUCUGUGUAUGUUAAAAGUGAUGCUUUUACGAAACAAAUUCUUGAUGGGCGUUUGUACGAACUUCCAUGCAUUUAGUAUUUGGUCUGAAAAUUGCAUAAUAUGUUGCAUUAGUCAAAAUUAUGAUCGCAUAAGCGUCUUAUCCGAUCUGGGCUUUUUUUGUGUUCUUUUUUAACAUAUGCAACAACAAUUUGUUGUCUUGUGUAAAAUGUUUGUUGUCAUUAUGUCUUUAUUUUCUAUGCAAAAUCUUACGUAUUACUACAUGUACAUGAUUAUAUUUGUUGUGAAUUUAUGUUGUUUUGUAUUGUAUUGUUGAAUAUGUUUAUCAGUACUAAUUAUUCAUUUAUCGAAUAACCCUCUUAUAAUUUAACGCAUGUCAAUAACAUGUGUGGAUUUUAUCAGCCAUAUGUCUAGUAACUGGAAGGUGUUGUUUAAGUUUUAAUUGGUGAUUCUCCCCACCUAAAAAAACAACUGUGUGUUUAAACACACUUUCGUUUGGGUCUUUUAAACAGAAAGUUUGUUUUAAAACCCUUUCCAUGUACACGUUGAAAUAAAACUUUGCAAAGUGUGAUUCCGAUGAACAUCUUAAACAAACACACUACAAAUUAUGUAUGUUCAAAAUGUAUAUAAUUUAUCAAUUUCAUUUGCACCAAGCGCUUUUGAAAAUAAACCUCAUGUCCAGCUUACAAACGAAACAUUCGAUUCGUUUUUUAUAAUCAGGUACUUUAAGCAAUCCGAAAGUGUUUAUCACUGUAUUUUCGAUUAGUUUAUUUUCAGUUUUUGUAUUUUAUUGAAUAGUAUAACAAUCGUUACCUUAUUAUAUAAUGAUAUUUUUUUAAUUAUUUAUAAUUACACUUUUUUGGCUAGACAAAAGUUCAAAUUAAGGAUCAAUUUUACAGUGUAUCGUUUCUGUUUUUUGAUAGGAAUUCUAUAAAGUUGACUUUAUUGCAUUUAUUGCAUUAAGCUUGUAUCCUGACAUCCAUAAUUUGAUCGUAUAUUUCCGAGUGAUAUCGCCUAUAAAGUGUCGAAAAUGUUUGGCAGAGAUUGUACUGGUUCCAAGCAUAGAUAGAAAUCCCUUUCUUCAUAGCAAUCCACGUCACGAGAUUGUAUAUAAACAAUAAGUCAAAAAAGUAUUUAAAAGCAAACACAGUUUAUUUGUUUCGAAAAUGAACGCGUUUUGAGUUUAACAGGAAAAAUGUAUUCGGAGUAUAAUUACCAUAUAUCUUAUUUAUCCAGAUAUCCAUGUACGCAUCUUUAUUAUUUCAAAUGACUUUAUUCUUGCCCAUAAAAUUAUGUUGAAUAUGUACGAUAAGAAAACGCAACGGUUCGUAUUUAAAAUUAUACGUUUACAUUUGUUUUAACAUCUUUAUAUUUAUUAAUACAGCAUUAUAUUGUAUUAUCAAAUGAAGUUUCCGUACAAAUACUUGAUCUUGACCUUUUCGAUGUGUUAUUUUUCACAAUACAUCAUCGAUAGUUAAAUACAAUGUUACAAAACACAACGAGCGAUAGUAAUGAAUUUAGCGGCUUAAUCCAUUUGUAAAUUAAAUGUUUCCGACAUGUUUGGAUGGUUGAGUACUUUGUUCCAGAAAGAUCACUUGUAAGAAAAGAACGCAUCCCUUUUGAAACGUGUUGCAUUUGAUUCCAUUUUCAUCUUCUGAUGAAUGUUCACCCCAUAAAAGUAAUGACAAGAUCACGUUUACUUCUGUUGCAAAGUGGUUAUGUCUUCACGUCAUAUGCAAAGUUCAUACAUAUUACGUUAUCGGUGUGUGGUAGAAUAAACGCGUCGGAAUAGUUAUUUUAACAUCUAAAGCAAUUUAUGCAUUGCUGAAAACGUUGAUUUUCUUUGUAUAACUGUUUUUUUAGAUAGUUGUAGUUUUCAUUCUAUUAUACGGUCAGACAUCAUAUGCUUGGCCUGUUUAUAGAAAUAUCAGUAUGUGUGCCUUGGUUUGAAAUAUCAUAUGCAUAAUUUGAGGCAAGAGAUUUAAAUGGGAAAAAGCUGUUCUCACAAUUUUAUGGAAGUAUUUAUUAAUUCAUAAUAACACGGAAUUUCUCUGAGCAAGCAAAUGUGAAGGCUGAUAUUUG
Messenger RNA from Dreissena polymorpha, 7222 nucleotides. Its product is annotated as heat shock 70 kDa protein 12A-like. The transcript has 9 exons. The record is from RefSeq and is a predicted model, not a curated record. Gene Ontology annotation, molecular function: ATP-dependent protein folding chaperone; ATP binding. Lineage: Eukaryota; Metazoa; Mollusca; Bivalvia; Myida; Dreissenidae. Bases 155 to 3088 code for a protein of 977 amino acids.